Molecule: messenger RNA, 1287 nt
Organism: Ascochyta rabiei
Lineage: Eukaryota; Fungi; Ascomycota; Dothideomycetes; Pleosporales; Didymellaceae
Exons: 2
Coding region: 1-1287 (428 amino acids)
Molecular function (GO): protein binding
Source: RefSeq, a predicted model, not a curated record
AUGCUUGGUGAACUGCCACUGGAAAUCCUUCGACGUAUAUUCUCACAUCUCUCACCCGAGGCUGCGCUCAACCUUUCUCAUAGCUGUCGGAACACAUACCAAGUUUGUGAUGACUGGAUCGUAUGGCGUGCCAUUGUGAGAAGAAGCGCGCGCGUCCGUACCGAGAUACCUACAGCUGAGCCUGACGAGGAGCGUGGGGAGAACAAAGACAUGAUGGGAGACGCAGACAUCGUUCGAGCUGGAUCUGGGGUGCCCGGAGGACUUGCAGCUAAACAGUAUCUGCCACAGCUUCUGGUGCUAGGAUACACGAUGGCAGCACCGGUCGAUCUCCAGGCUAUAUACAGCCAGUUCCAGGCCUUAGUCAGUAGCCAGGAGUAUCCGUCUUCGCUUGUCCGUGCAAAUGCCGACAGUAGCAGGUGGUUCGAGGUUUUGACUGAUCCGAAGAGUCGAUUUGACUCGAAAGAGUGGUUGGCGGCGCAGACUGCCAGUCUUUGCUUCGUCGUUGGCGCGCUGUCAGACUCAGGAUACGCUUAUCAGUCUGAGGAACCUUUCGCGCGGCUUGAAGACGUACAGUGGUUCAAUUCGACUGUAAAACAGCAAGGGUGCUCGGAAUCGCUAGUCAUGCAGCAUGCACUCGCAAACGCUGCCGUGGGCUCAUUUUGUCUAGAACUCCGGGCAGCUUUAUCCGGCGAGAUGACAAUAGGCGAGGAUUUCGAGGGCACCUCCAUUCCACCAACCGCUUCCAGUAUCUCAUUGACUUCUCCCAUUCCACUACCAACUCCUUACUCAUACGAGAGUCUGAAAGCUGCAUCGCCAAGUUGCUUGAUGGCAUCAGUAGCACCAGACUUCUUCACAGGAACCUCGUGGACUGGUUACAUCAGCACCAGAGGUGAUUGGCGUAGCGUGUAUCACGGGAUCGGAGGGCACAACCUAAGCGAUCUUCCAUCCUCGAACGAGCUCAACCGCAUGUCCAACAUCCCGAUCGCUGUUGACCAUGCAGUACGAUUCCAGGUUGCAGACACUCUGACGAAUGGCGACUUCAUCCUGCGGUCCAACUUUUUCCAUACUCGCAACGACAUGUAUACUUUGAUCAUGCUAGUCGAGAGACGUACCGGACGACUAUCGAUAUGUAUGUCACGCUUGGGUGAUCCGACACCGAAGUCGUUGCAGACUCAUCUGAGGAACGCACUCAAUACACCUUUUGGAAUUGUAUACGGUAUCGAACCUGGAAGCUGGCUUUGGCUUUGGAAGUCGACAUGGUCAGCCGUCGACGAGAGAGUAUACUGA